AUGAUGUGCGAGGUGAUGCCCACCAUCAGCGAAGCGGAAGGCCCCCCCGGAGGAAGCGGGGGCCCGGGGCCGGGCUCCCCUGCGCAGCCAGAUGCAGACUCGCACUUUGAACAGUUGAUGGUGUCCAUGCUCGAAGAGAGGGACCGUCUUCUGGACACGCUGCGAGAGACUCAGGAGACGCUGGCGCUGACCCAGGGGAAGCUGCACGAGGUCGGCCACGAGAGAGACUCCUUGCAGCGGCAGCUCAGCACGGCGCUUCCACAGGAGUUCGCGGCGCUUACGAAGGAGCUCAACGUCUGCAGGGAGCAGCUCCUGGAGCGGGAGGAGGAAAUCGCCGAGCUGAAGGCGGAGAGAAACAACACGCGGCUGCUCCUGGAACACCUGGAGUGCCUGGUCUCCCGGCACGAGCGCUCCCUCCGCAUGACCGUGGUCAAGAGGCAGGCCCAGUCCCCGGCCGGCGUGUCCAGCGAGGUGGAGGUCCUGAAGGCCCUGAAGUCGCUGUUCGAGCACCACAAGGCCCUGGAUGAGAAGGUGAGGGAGCGGCUGCGAGUGGCGCUGGAGAGGUGCAGCUUGCUGGAGGAAGAGCUGGGCGCCACGCACAAGGAGCUAAUGAUUCUCAAAGAACAGAAUAACCAGAAAAAAACACUAACAGAUGGGGUGCUUGACGUUCCCCGUGAGCAAGAGGCCACGCCGCACGCCAACGGCCAGAGGUCUUCCGGCGGCUCCUUGAGCCACGAGGAGGACCUGGCCCAGGUGCUGCAGCUCCAGGAGGUCAUCGACAAGCAGGCGCGAGAGCAGAGCCAGAUGAAGGAGCGCCUGGCCACCCUCUCCAGCCACGUGGCCGAGCUGGAGGAGGACCUGGACACGGCGCGCAAGGACCUCAUCAGGUCCGAGGAAGUAAACACGAAGCUGCAGCGCGACGUUCGGGAGGCCAUGGCCCAAAAGGAAGACAUGGAAGAGCGUAUCACCACUCUGGAGAAGCGCUACCUCGCGGCCCAGCGGGAGGCCACCUCUGUGCACGACCUCAACGACAAGCUGGAAAACGAGAUCGCGAAUAAAGACUCCAUGCACCGGCAGACGGAGGACAGGAACCGCCAGUUGCAAGAGCGCCUGGAGCUGGCGGAGCAGAAGCUGCAGCAGACCCUGCGCAAGGCGGAGACGCUCCCCGAGGUGGAGGCCGAGCUGGCGCAGAGGGUGGCGGCCCUCUCCAAGUCUGACCCUUUGUCUUCUGGGAGCUCUGCCGCUCAGGAAGCUAAGCUGUUGGGACUUACUUCCCAGCUUAGGAAGGCUGAGGAGAGACACGGCAACAUUGAGGAGAGGCUGCGGCAGCUGGAGGCGCAGCUGGAGGAGAAGAACCAGGAGCUGCAGCGGGCCAGGCAGAGAGAAAAGAUGAACGAAGAGCAUAACAAGCGCCUGUCAGACACCGUGGACAAGCUUCUCUCCGAGUCUAACGAGAGGCUUCAGCUGCACCUGAAAGAGAGGAUGGCCGCUCUGGAGGAUAAGAAUUCUCUACUGCGAGAAGUUGAAAAUGCAAAAAAGCAGUUAGAAGAAGCGCAGCACGAUAAGGAUCAGCUCGUACUAAACAUCGAAGCGCUGCGAGCCGAGCUUGACCAAGCCAGACUCAGAGGGGCCUCUCUUCACCAUGGCAGGCCCCACGUGGGCAGCGUCCCCGACUUCAGGCUCCCGGUGGCAGACGGCCCCGCAGACCCCUACGGCAGCAGCGCGGUGUUGCGGCGUCCCCAGAAGGGCCGGCUGGCCGCUCUGCGCGAUGAGCCCUCCAAGGUGCAGACGCUGAACGAACAGGACUGGGAGCGCGCCCAGCAAGCCAGCGUCCUGGCCAAUGUGGCUCAGGCCUUCGAGAGCGACGCUGACCUGUCUGAUGGUGACGAGGACAGGGAUGCGCUCUUCAGCUCGGCGGGUCUGCUGUCGCCCAGCGGGCAGGCCGACGCCCAGACGCUCGCCAUGAUGCUCCAGGAGCAGCUGGACGCCAUCAACAAGGAGAUCAGGUACCCGGAGCGGCGCCCUCCCCCAGGAGCCUGGCGGUGCUGGGGUGCUCACAGGCCCCGAGUCAGCUUCCCUCAGCCUUGGCCCGACCGCAAGGCCGGUUUACCUGCCUGUGCUGAUCCUUCGGAGUGUGCAGUAAAUCUGGUUUCUCUUUAUUUCUUUGCACGCCUCUGUCAGCCUAGUGACUUAAGGAAGCAUCGUAGAAAGUUGCCGGCUUCCCGAGAAGAGGUACGCGAUGACAAGACCACGAUCAAAUGUGAAACCUCGCCCCCGGCCUCCCCGCGGCCCCUCCGGCUGGACAGGCUGCACAAGGGCGCGCCGCACACGGUCAGCCACGAGGACAUCAGGGACAUCCGGAACUCGACAGGCUCGCAGGACGGCCCCGUGAGCAACCCCAGCAGCAGCAGCAGCAGCCAGGACUCGCUGCACAAGGCCCCCAAGAAGAAGGGCAUCAAGUCCUCCAUCGGCCGCCUGUUUGGCAAGAAGGAGAAGGGCCGGCCCGGGCCCGCCGGCAAGGAGUCCUUGGGGCAAGCUGGUGUCUUGGAGACAGAGACCUCAUCUCAGGAUGCCUUGGGGCUCAGCAAACUGGGAGGACAGGCAGAAAAGAAUCGUAAACUUCAAAAAAAGACUGAGAACGGCAAGCGGCUGUCCAUGCCUGACAUGGCGGCCCGUCCUCUCCGCCUCGGCCAUCUUCCGGCCUCCGUCUUUGGGGCGGAGCCUUCUGGAAAGACCACAGGAAAUGUCUGGUUAACACACGAAGAGAUGGAAACGCUGGCAGCCACGCCACAGACGGAGGAGGAGGCGGGCAGCUGGGCCCAGACCCUGGCCUACGGGGACAUGAACCACGAGUGGAUCGGCAACGAGUGGCUGCCCAGCCUGGGCCUCCCGCAGUACCGCAGCUACUUCAUGGAGUGCCUGGUGGACGCGCGCAUGCUGGACCACCUGACCAAGAAGGACCUGCGGGGGCAGCUGAAGAUGGUCGACAGCUUCCACAGAAACAGUUUCCAGUGUGGAAUUAUGUGCCUGCGAAGGUUGAACUAUGACCGGAAAGAGCUGGAAAGGAAACGAGAUGAAAGCCAGAGUGAAGUCAAAGGCGAGUACAUCGGGCUCUGUUGGCUGGGCCUCUCCCGAAGGCGCUGCAGCCUCAGCCAUCCCGGCGUGGGUGCGUCAGGGCUCUCGGCUGGGAGCAGCCGUGACGGCUGAGGCGGUGCUGAGGCUGCUCGCUUGCAGGCGCGCGCCGUGCUGGAGAGAGAGUUCAACCACCUUCUGGUCGCGGGGACCGACAGGAGGUUCGACGAGGACGACGACAAGGGCUUCCGGAGAGCACCUUCCUGGAGGAAAAAAUUCAGACCCAAGGACGUCCGUGGCUUAGCUGCAGGGUCAGCAGAGACUCUCCCCGCUAACUUCCGGGUCACCUCCUCUCUGUCCUCCCCCUCCAUGCAGCCAAAGAAGACACAGCUGGACGGCAGUGUGUCAGGAGCGCAGAGGCUGGAUUCUGCGACAGUCAGGACUUACUCCUGCUGAGGCUCCUCCGCGGCGUACCCGCACUACUUCUACCGGUGACCGCGGCGCCCCGACUGGCCAGGCGACGCUUUAGGAGUCAGGGUGGACUCUGCUCUGUGAAUACUUGUUAUAUGGACCCUGAGAUAUUUUAUUACAGAGUUUUUAACUAGCGAAAAAUUCAUGAAUACCAUAGAGAAAAUAUUUUAGAAUUUAAUGUUUCUUAUAUUUAUGUAAACUUAUGACUUCAUUUAUACAGCUCCUUACUUUUUCAUGUAUAUCCAGGCUAUAAAUAUCCUUUCAAAUCGAUUCAUGUUCUUAUAAUCUAAUUUUAGUCUUUCAGAUGAAUGUACUGUAACGCUUGUAUGUGUGAAUUCUAUGAACGAACGCAGGGCUUUUGUAAAUCGUGCGUCACUGUAAUCACCGAUGUCUGACCCGAGGGCGCCCAGCCCGCCGCUCCCCGGGCCGAGAGGGGCUCAGACUCCGUGUCCAGAGUCACUGCUGUGUUUUAAUGACUGGCCUUCCCUGUCCUUUUUCUAGCAAAAAAAGCUUUACGCCCCAGCGUGCACAGAAGAGACACACCUGGUGUUCAGGAGUGGCGCCUCCUGGGCAGUGCGGACGCUGGCUGGCCGGGGCCCGGGGCCGCCCUCCUGGAAGCAGGCCCGGGGCGCCCUGCUGCAGAGGACCAAUGGGGCUGCCCCGGGGCGCCAGGCGGGCGUCGCGGCUCACCCUGGCAGGGCCUUCUCCUUACUUAACUCAUGUUUUUACACUUGUUGCGAACGCGUUGAAGGAACGGACCUGUUCAACAAUUUUUAGAGUCUGACGAUAUGGCCACUUGGAUUGUAUCCGUAGAAUCUGUGACUUUUACUUUUUAAAUGGCAGAUUAAAAAGCCAGCGAGGAGCGUGUCCAGACCACGGUGCGUUACUUAUCGUGCAGCUGACCCGCAGCUGGGUAGAGGUUUCUGCUCUGAACUUACCUGUACAAUUUGUUGUUACCGUUCUGUCUUUCUAUGAAUCUUUGUGGACUUCCAGAUUAUGUAACAAAGUAUGUACAGUCUACUUUUGAACUAUUUUUAUCACAGUAUUAUUUAUUGCUUUCUCUCAAUAAAGUACUGAAGCGUUUUCCACUGCCAAUAAAGCACCUGAGAACAAGCCGUAGACGACCGCGGCCUUUUCCCUCCUGUCCCGCCUGACCGCUGCAGGCGCCGUCCUGUGCAGACAGGGCCGCGAGGACCUGGUGUCAUCCAGAGAAAGGCCGGUCUCUGCUCGCGCU
Condylura cristata (star-nosed mole) is the source of this 4777-nucleotide messenger RNA. It is a transcript of the gene PPFIA1, whose product is annotated as protein tyrosine phosphatase, receptor type, f polypeptide (PTPRF), interacting protein (liprin), alpha 1. Gene Ontology annotation, molecular function: protein binding. The transcript has 28 exons. Lineage: Eukaryota; Metazoa; Chordata; Mammalia; Eulipotyphla; Talpidae. Gene Ontology annotation, cellular component: presynaptic active zone. Gene Ontology annotation, biological process: synapse organization. The record is from RefSeq and is a predicted model, not a curated record.